GCUCUUUUAUUAGAUUUCUUCCCAUCUUUUAUUGCCCACAAGAUGCCUUAAAAAAAGGCCAUAGGAAAAGGGCAAGAGGGAGAGUAGAGUCAAAGACAACAAGGCAAGUCACCACAGGGUCACCCAAUACCCACACCCCCCAAAUACUGGGUUUGAAUUCAAAAUCCAUGGCAGGGUGGUCGAAGAUAGCAGAUGGGUGUGCCUUAGAUUGCUUAAAACCUCUCCAAAAACUUCUAUCAGACGAGCUGUGGUUUGACCUCGGUCUGGGUUCACAAGGGUCGAUUGCAGGUGGCGACGAAGAUAAGCUUCGAUCCUUGUUCGAUCAAUUCGUAUCUAUAUUUCUUAAGGAGAUACAUUGUAGUGAUUGUUUUCGGCCUUUACCUCCAAUGCUUGGGGAUGGGCAAUCAGUGGAUUUAUUCAAACUGUUCUUGGCUGUGAGAGAAAAUGGUGGAUACGAAACUGUUUCGAAGAAUGGAUUGUGGGAUUCGGUGGCUGAGAAGUCAGGUUUCAGCACCGGUGUUGCUUCGGCUGUGAAAUUGAUCUACAUCAAGUAUUUAGAUUCACUGGAUAGAUGGUUAAAAAGAAUUGUUGAAAGUAAGGACUCAAAAAGUGAGUUGCCAGGUAGUGGCGUGGAUCUGAGUGGGUUUUUGAUGGGGUUAGAGUCAGAGUUUUCGGGUCAGAAGAAGAAAGAUGGAGAGUACCCACAUUUGGAUUUGGAGAAGAGUGAGUUGAAAGAUGGAGUGUACCCACAUUUGGAUUUGGAGAAGAGUGAGUUGAAAGAUGGAGAGUACCCACAUUUGGAUUUCACGGAUGUUGAGAAACCUUGCAGUGCUGAUGGGUUUGGGAGUUUUGUAGAGUCGAAUGGAGGCAAGGAAAGCAUCAAGGAGAACAAGGAUGAUAUGAUUUUGGAUUCACGUGUAGUUGAAGAAGAGAUUUCUAAUAAGAAGAGGAAGCGGGAUUGCGAUUGGGGAAUGCUAAAUUGGGUUAUUGAGGUUGCGAAAAACCCUUGUGAUCCACAAUUUGGAUCCUUGCCUGAAAGGUCUAAGUGGAGGUCUUAUGGGAGCAAGCAGUUGUGGAAACAGGUUUUGUUGGCUCGGGAGGCAAUGUUUUUGAAGAGACACGUUGUUCAAUGUACUGAACAUAAGGUAUAUGUCACAAACCCACAUUCGGAUUUGGAGAAGAGUGAGUUGGAUCAGAAGAAAAAAGAUGGAGAGUACCCACAUUUAGAUUUGGAGAAGAGUGAGUCGGAUUUUACGGAUGUUGGGAAACCUUGCAUUGCUGACGAGUUUCAGAGUUCCGUAGAGUUGAAUGAAGGCAAGGAAAUCAUCAAGGAGAACAAAGAUAACAUUAUUUUGGAUUCAUGUGUGAUUGAGGAAGAGAUUCCUAAUAGGAAGAGGAAGCGAGAUUGCGAUUGGGGAAUGCUAGAUUGGGUUAUCAAGGUAGCAAAAAACCCUUGUGGUUCACAAUUUGAAUCCUUGCCUGACAGGUCUAAGUGGAGGUCUUAUGGGAACGAGCAGUUGUGGAAACAGGUUUUGUUGGCUAGGGAGGCAAUGUUUUUGAAGAGACAAGCUGAUCAAAGUACUGAACAUUGGCAGAAGAACCAAAAGAUGCAUCCAUCCAUGUAUGACGAUUAUACUGGAUCCGAGAGAUCAAGGUGCAGUCAGAGGCUUCUUUCUGUUAAGGAGUAUCAAGCUCUCCUUUCUUUGAAGAAGCCUCGGGCCAGAGCUUGUUCAGAGUCUUCCUCGGGCACUUUGAGUGACUUGGAGGACAAUCUUGAGAAACAGUCCGAUCCCAUAGUCAGUUUGUACAUCGACAAUCAUAAAAGAAAGCGUAUUCCUGUUGGUCCAUUUUUUCAAGCUAAAGUACCAGAAUGGACGGGGGAGACUUAUGAAAGUGACUCUAAGUGGUUAGGUACCCAGGUGUGGCCAGUGAAAGGUGGAGAGAACAAAAAAUAUCUAAUUGAAAGGGAUCGCAUUGGGAAAGGAAGGCAAGAUUCAUGUGGCUGCCAAUUACGAGGUUCUAUUGAAUGUGUCAGAUUCCAUGUUGUUGAGAAAAGGAUGAGAGUGAAGCUUGAACUGGACUCGGCCUUCCAUAGUUGGAAAUUUAAUAAGAUGGGAGAGGAAGUUGCACUCUCCUGGACAAAGGAAGAAGAACUGAAAUUCCAGGCUAUAGUUAGGUCAAAUCCUCCAUCUAUGGAAAAGUGUUUCUGGGAUGAAAUUUUUAAGUCUUUUCGUGGCAAAAGCAGGGAAGAUUUGGUUAGCUACUACUUCAAUGUCUUUCUUCUCCAGCGUAGAGCUCAGCAGAAUAGGUCCACUCCGAGCCACAUCGACAGCGAUGAUGAUGAAUCAGAGCUUGGAUCAAUGACUAAUGGUUUUGGGCGUGAAGCAGCUAAGUCGCCAGGCUCCAUUUUGCGCACUCCUAAGAAGCCACAUUUGAAUUUCAGAUAGCAGUCGAAGGUUGGUUAGAAUUAAGGAUUUUUGCUUAGAAAUGUGAAGUGCUGCGGUUCUAUCUGGUGGUAUUUCAGUUCAUCAAUUAACAGCGGAGAUAGUGCAACAACCUUAAGGUUUUGAUACCAUCACGAGUGACUGUGGAAGCAUUUGAUCAUAGAGGCCUUGGCAAACUCCGAUCUGGUCUAGUGUAUUUGGUUCGUGUUUUUCCGGUUUUGAAGCUAUAAUUUCAUUAAUGCCCAUUCAUCAUGAUUACCAACAUGCAAGGGCUGCUAUUUCAUUUUAUACUGUUAUUUUUCUUUUUUCACUGGGUUACAUGAUGAACGAGGAGGCUGGCCCCCUUCCAGUAGCCUUGGGAUUAUUAUAUAGAGAAAAGCCGAAAGGUUUAACGGAGGGAAGGGGAAUAGAAAGAGAGGUAUUGUGACAUUUGAAGUGUUGCAACUCUUCCUUCUGAAAAAAAAGGGUGUAUUCACUUGCAAUUAUGAGGAUCUUUAAACAUGGUUUGAGAGAAUUUCUUUUGCCUGAAGCAUUUUCAUA
Cornus florida is the source of this 2984-nucleotide messenger RNA. RefSeq names its product AT-rich interactive domain-containing protein 1-like. Gene Ontology annotation, molecular function: DNA binding. The transcript has 3 exons. NCBI's taxonomy places the organism in Eukaryota, Viridiplantae, Streptophyta, Magnoliopsida, Cornales, Cornaceae. The record is from RefSeq and is a predicted model, not a curated record. The coding region runs from base 168 to 2447 and encodes 759 amino acids.